GCAAAAACCUAGGUAAAAGCAAUGGCAAAAAUGUGUGUCUUAAGACUUCUUUUAAAAAUGUCCACAGAUUCAGAAACCCGUAGAUCCUCUGGCAGGCUGUUCCAAAGGCUAGGACCAUAAUAGCUAAAAGCUGCUAUACUGUAUAUGAGAAAUACUGUCAAUUGUGUUUGAUCGGUUCAAAAUUUUGUCUGUUGCCUGGUACACUAAAUUAAAUCUAUUUUUGGAGUUUGGUGGAUUUAGUGUGCUCCUAAACAUCCAUUUCCCCAUCCAUUUUUUAGGCUCGUAUGUUCCCCGGUGAUCUGUUAAAUGUCGCUGAAAAAAACUGGAGUUCACUGAGUACUUCACCGUGUAUGACUCUGCCACAAUGCUCUACCUGAAAACUUACCUGCGACCUUUAGGUUAGAAGGCAGGUUCUUAAAUCACACCAGUAAUCACACCACAAUAUACCACCAAUUAUAUUUAAUUUUGUCGUAAUUUUGUUUGUUAUUGAAUCAUUUUUUUUGCAACAGUUCGACGUCAGCUUGUAUGCAACUCAUUUCUUGAUAUGCUAAAUGGGUUUCCUGUCGACUGCUGAACAUGUUUUAGCAUGUUUGUCCACUGAACUGUUCUUACUGUAUACAGUGUGUGCAUUAGGUUUAUCCAAAGACGGAGGACACGCUUAGUCUGCGUGAACAAAAGCUGGAAUCUACACGAGUGGAAAUCUACAUUUAGACGUUUUAAACGAACAAGGUUAACACCAAUAUAGCUCAGGUUUUAUCCGGAUACUGGUUACGUUCUAGUCGGCUAGAAAUCUUUUCAACCGGUGGCUCCGGUUUACGCCUGAAAUGAACGCUUAGCGGCGUUUAGACUUUUAUGUCAUCGGAGCACAUUUUGGUCGUUGAGGUCACUGGACGUGUUCUGCGUGAAAAGGAGAAGGGGCUUCGUUUCGUGAAGAAUGACAGAGAUGUUUGCAGUGCAUGGUGGUAUCAGUGGCGUUUCAUUAUGCAUUGCCUUGCUGUUGGUAAUUCCAUCAGUUUCACCUCCAGUGUCCCCACCUUCCGUUGUUAAAGGGGUGUUUGGGGCCUCUGUCACUUUACCCUGUGAUGGGUCGGCAUACAGAGGGACGCCUGAGGCCCAGCUGGACGUCCUGUGGCAGACGUCGGAAGGGAAGGAAGUGGCUCGCUACUCUCGUGGGGAUCAUAGCGUGGGCAUUCACUUUGAGGGGAGAGUCACGUUCCCCACAGAGAGGAUUCGGCAGGGUGAUUUCUCUAUCAACAUCAGCUCCGUUACGUUCCGCGAUGACUACUCUUACGAGUGCGUGUGGAAGGGUCCCGAUGAAAAGGGUCUUAACGAUGUGAUUCUCUACGUUUUGAAGCCCCCCAUUCCAAAUCAUCUCUCUGUUCCUGUUGGCGAUUCGGUCACAUUGCCCUGCUACGGUCAGAUUAACAAACAGGCGCCAGAGGAAUCCUUUUUCCAGUGGAAAAGAGAUGAACUGGUCCUGAAGCAUGGCUCGGACGAGGUCACCUAUGGCCCAAAGUACGAGGGAAGGGCAUCCGUGUCUUCCGAAAGAAUCCAAAAAGGCGACUUCUCUUUGUCCUUGAGUGUCACGGGUGUGUGCGACUCAGGAGUCUACCAGUGCUCCACUGACCCUAAUCAAAAUGUAACUUCCGUCGUUCUCGAACUGAAAGAUUAUCUGCACUACAAACAAGUCAAUCUCACCCUUGGGAUGCAUUUCAACCUCAGUUUACCCAGAGAACCAGUGAAGGUGAUCUUCUCUAAGGAGGGUGCACUCCCCAAAGAGCCACUGUGUUCUGUGGAUGAUUUUAAAUGUUAUCCAAAGUACAAGAGCAGGAUGGAGAGGAAGAGUAGUACUCUUACAAUGCUGAACAUGACAUCAGAUGAUGUGGGAACUUACAUAGUGAUUCACGCCAGUAACUGUGUCAUCAUCCAUGCAUACAGAGUCUACGUAACAAGUUCAAAUAAUAAUAACAAUAAUAAUCUAAUGUAUUUAUGCCUCCCGUUACUGACGGUGAUUACAAUUGCAGUUAUAUGUGUAGUAUAUUGUGGACUAGCGAAAAACAAAAAAAAACAAAAGAAUUCAAAAUGUGAAGAAAAAAAUCUGUCAUUGGAAAACCACUUUCUUGAGUCCCCAGCAGAGGAGCGUAGACCCCUCGCAACACGAAGUGGAUACCUUAGAAUCAGCCAAUAAAUUGUUAACUGACCGCAGAACGGAGGAAGAUCCCCAUCCAACAUGUAUACCACUGUCAGAAAACAAUACAGAAGAUGAUUCAGUGGUUGUGUAAUGAUUAACUCAGCAAUCCAAGAUUCUAAGAUAUGGCUGUGUCAAUUCAAGAACCCCAGUACGAUUCAAAUUUUGAGAUAAACGGAGCUGGAAAUCUAAAAAAAAAAAAAAAACAUUACGAAUGGUGACAUGGAGUGGAAACGGAGUGAAAAACAGUUAACUUUAGCAAAGGAGUCGCCAGUGGUCGCAACUACUUCAACUACUCACCCACAAUUCUAUAAUUCUACAAUACCCAGAAGGUCCUGUGUUUGGAUCCCGGUCUGGGCCUUUCUGUGUGGAGUUUGCAUGUUCUCCCCCGUGUCUGCGUGGGUUUCCUCCGGAUACUCUGGUUUCCUCCGAAGACAUGCUGGCUAGGUUAACUGGACACCCUAAAAUGCUCGUACCUGUGUGUGUGUGUGAGUGAAUGGUGUAUGUGCCCUGCAAUGGAUUAGCGACCUGUCCAGGGUGUAUUCCUGCCUCUCACCCAGUGAAUGUUGGGAUGGGCUCCAGCACCCCACACCACCACCACCACCACCACCACCACCUUUGACCGUGAACAUGAAUAAGUGGCUUAGAAAAUGGAUGGAUGGAUGGAUGGAUUGACAAUAAUCAAAGCGCUAGGCUAUUUUAUUUGCAUGGACAUGGGCUUGUUCAGCAUUGUUGAAAACGGCGAUUUCAGACAGAAGAUGGCUACGCUGGAACACGGUAACCAGCAUACAGCACAUCAGUGACAAAGACAAAUGUCUUUUAUGGCAAUUACUGUAUAUUGUUUCUACUGAUUGGUCAAUGAAAAGUCAUGUUUUACAGAUGAGAGUAUUUAACGAGACACAGAAAGAACAUUGGUGCUUUGUUGCAAGAGGCAUGUGUUGAGUGGAAGCUUGAGAGGAAAGGUUCAGCUCUUGUAACAGACAUUUCAGGUCUUACUUUACUGCUGUGCUGGCUAAGCGUCCUGGAUUUGAGCUGCAGCUGUAAUCGUUGUGGUGCCCCUGAUGUGUGUGUGUGUGUGUGUGUGUGUGUGUGUGUGUAUAUAUUUGUGUGUGUGUAUUUUUGUACUGUAUAUGAGCAAAACCCAGGGAGCAAAAGCCAAAUUGUAGACAUCAAGAGGGGUGGAAACCUACAUUGAGAAGUUUUGACCUAAAUUAGCUACAGGUUAACCCCAAUAUGCCAAAGAUUUUAUCUUGAUAUAGCCUAACCAAGUAGACAUGAUAACUGUCAUUUUUGGACCAAAUGUAGCCGGAUUUUCAGCUGAACUAGACGCCAAAUUUUUCAACAAAUUUUCACCACAAAAAUGUUCACUGUGAAGUUCUUCUGGUGCACUUUGUGUGAACUGCUGUGGUGAACUAAGACCAAAACCAAGCUCUUCGGCCUCAGAUGAAGAACAUUGAAGACAUUGUGCCUACAGUGAAAUGUGAUGGAGAUUUUAUGAUAUUGGUUUGUUUUGUUUCUGCUGGAUCUUUGGCUCUUGUUUAUAGGAAAUAAAAUCACUUAU
This is a messenger RNA of Anguilla anguilla (European eel), 3749 nucleotides long. RefSeq names its product matrix remodeling-associated protein 8-like. The coding region runs from base 935 to 2188 and encodes 417 amino acids. The transcript has 5 exons. Gene Ontology annotation, cellular component: external side of plasma membrane. Gene Ontology annotation, biological process: negative regulation of T cell proliferation; positive regulation of T cell proliferation; T cell costimulation. The record is from RefSeq and is a predicted model, not a curated record. NCBI's taxonomy places the organism in Eukaryota, Metazoa, Chordata, Actinopteri, Anguilliformes, Anguillidae.